Messenger RNA from Suricata suricatta (meerkat), 1699 nucleotides. It is a transcript of the gene PRPH2, whose product is annotated as peripherin 2. NCBI's taxonomy places the organism in Eukaryota, Metazoa, Chordata, Mammalia, Carnivora, Herpestidae. Gene Ontology annotation, cellular component: membrane. Bases 536 to 1576 code for a protein of 346 amino acids. Gene Ontology annotation, biological process: visual perception. The transcript is spliced from 3 exons. The record is from RefSeq and is a predicted model, not a curated record.
CUGUCUCAUAGAAAGUUUCACAUGUGAAGGAGUUUGGCCUGGAAACAGGUUUCUGGGGAGACAUGUGAUCUGAGUGAGACCUCAGGGAAAGCCCGUUCCUCUGGCCAGUCUUGUUUUUGUUCCUGAUUCUUCAAGCUGAACCCAGAGCUCUCUGCUCCUUCUGGCUGUGUUUGGAAGCUAGCAUGGCUUUGUCUAAUGGGAUGAGGCUGCCUAAAGGGAUUAGCGCGGCGUCUAGUGGACCCCACUUUUAAUCUGCAGCGCUCAGGCUCUCCCUCCUUGGCUGGGAAGGACGCUGCAGCAACACGCUGGAGGACUGGCCCCUUCAGGAGCUGCGACUCUGAGGCCCCCGUUGCCGUUACUGAGUUCACGGGGGUCCCGGGCUAGGGGCCUCAACAUGGGCAGCUCCCGGAGCAGCUCCCUGAAGCGUGGGCCACCUGCUCCCUUCCCAAGGCCCUGAGUCUUCAGCCCCCGGGCUCUCCAAAGUCAGGAGUGGUCGCUGUGCCCUGGGAAGCUACCUGGACUGCGCCCGACAAGCAUGGCACUGCUGAAAGUCAAAUUUGACCAGAAAAAGCGGGUCAAGUUGGCCCAAGGGCUCUGGCUCAUGAACUGGCUCUCCGUGUUGGGUGGCAUCGUCAUCUUCAGCUUAGGGCUGUUCCUUAAGAUCGAACUCCGGAAGAGGAGUGAUGUGAUGGAUAACUCAGAGAGCCAUUUUGUGCCCAACUCCUUGAUAGGGAUGGGGUUGCUGUCCUGUGUCUUCAACUCUCUGGCCGGCAAGAUCUGCUACGAUGCCCUGGACCCUGCCAAGUAUGCCAAGUGGAAACCCUGGCUGAAGCCGUACCUGGCUGUCUAUGUCCUCUUCAACAUCGUCCUCUUCCUGGUGGUCCUCUGCUGCUUCCUGUUGCGGGGCUCACUGGAGAGCACUCUGGCCGAUGGGCUCAAGAACGGCAUGAAGUACUACCGAGACACAGACACCCCCGGCCGGUGUUUCAUGAAGAAGACCAUCGACAUGCUGCAGAUCGAGUUCAAAUGCUGUGGCAACAAUGGCUUUCGGGACUGGUUCGAGAUCCAGUGGAUCAGCAAUCGCUACCUGGACUUCUCCUCCAAGGAAGUCAGAGAUCGCAUCAAGAGCAAUGUGGACGGGCGGUAUCUGGUGGAUGGUGUUCCCUUCAGCUGCUGUAACCCCAGCUCGCCACGGCCCUGCAUUCAGUACCAGCUCACCAACAAUUCGGCUCACUACAGCUACGACCACCAGACAGAGGAGCUCAACCUGUGGGUGCACGGCUGCAGGGCCACCCUGCUAAACUACUACGGCAGCCUCAUGAACUCCAUUGGCGCCAUCACGCUCUUUAUCUGGCUCUUUGAGGUGUCCAUCAUAAUUGGCCUGCGCUACCUACACACAGCACUGGAAAGUGUGUCGAACCCCGAAGACCUUGAGUGCGAGAGUGAGGGCUGGCUUCUGGAAAAGAGUGUGUCGGAGACUUGGAAGGCCUUUCUGGAAAGCUUGAAAAAGCUGGGCAAGAGCAACCAGGUGGAAGCGGAGGGUGCAGACGCUGGCCAGGCCCCAGAGACUGGCUGAUGGCCCGGGGCCCUCUCCCCUCCUGAACACUGAGAAGCAGCGGACUCCAAGAAAGCGGAUACUCCCCUUGUCCAAUCUGAAUCUCCCUAGGAGGGCGGCCAUCUUAUAGAGAUUCUUUCUGAU